GAACUUGUGGUUGCCUGCUAGCUAACCUCACAAACUUGCCGAAGUCCGUUUCUUUUUGCGUUUUCAAGUGCACUUCGAAUGAGAAGUCUACUAUUUUUUCAAGUUGGUCUAUUUUAAUAAUAAAUUCUUAAUAGUUAAUAUUUAUUUAACAUUUAAGACACUCAUAAUGUCAAUGACUAAGUACAUGCAUCCGCGUAACAUUUAUAAAACUCCACCGAAUUUUAAACAAUUAGCAAUAGAUUAUCCAGAUUUUCGUCAGCAUGUAAAACAGGAAUUAUCUGGUAAAGUUUCAAUUGAUUUCAAAAAUCUUGAAGCUCUAAGGUCACUCACAUGCACAUUACUGAAAAAAGAUUUUGGGCUUGAUGUACAAAUACCUUUGAACAAACUAAUUCCAACUAUACCUUUGAGAUUAAAUUACAUUCUAUGGAUUGAAGAUUUAAUGGAGAUAUCAAUUCCAAUAAAUGAGACAAGGGACAUUAAGGGUAUUGAUAUUGGUACAGGUGCAUCUUGUGUUUAUCCUCUAAUUGCUGCUAGCAAAAAUAAAUGGCAUAUGUUAGCAACUGAAAUUGAUGACAAUUCUAUAGAAUUUGCAAGAAAUAAUGUUGUGGCAAACCAAUUAGAAGUUUUAAUUGAAGGUAGUGAUAUCAAUUUAAGUUUAAAUGUAACAUUUAUUUCAAAUUGCAAUAUUUUAGUUCAAAAAGUUACAAAAGAUGCGUUUUUUGAUCACAUCACAAAUGAAUAUGAUUUUGUAAUGUGCAACCCACCAUUUUUUGCCUCUCACCAAGAAGUAAUCUUUGAAUUUAAAUCAAGAAAACAUUCACGACCAAGGCCUAAAAAUGCUUUCGUUGCUGCUCCUCAAGAAAUUGUUGCACAUGGUGGAGAAGUUGAAUUUAUUUCAAGAAUGAUCAAAGAGAGCCAAACAAUACAAACAAAAAUCAAAGUUUAUACAACAAUGAUUGGCCAUGCUUCCAGUUUAGCGCCGUUAAAGAAACUUUUGAGAGAUGUAGAUGUUGUUAGUUUCAAACAGACUGAAUUUUGCCAAGGCAAUACAACACGCUGGGGCUUAGCGUGGACGUUUUGUGAUAUAGAUUUGCGUAAAGUACCUGAAACUACUUUGGCUGUACAACGUAAACAAAAGAAGGAAAAUACAUCAUUUCAGUAUCAAAUAACAAAUGUGCCAGAAACUGUAACAUUAAAUGAUGUACAUAUUAAACUUCAAGAUAUAUUUACAGAGUUAGAGUUUGAUUUUAGAGUUAAACAAACGAAAAUUCUGUAUUCCUAUGAUAUUGAAGCGAAGAAAAAUACUUGGCAACAUCAGCGUAGAAAGCGACGGGCUGCCCAAAGAGCUGGCAACAGUUCGAAUGAUUCUAACGAAUCAAAGUCACCAUCAAUGGAUGAUAGUGGAAUAGAAACCUUGGGCAACCAAAAUUCUCCCAUGAAUGCAGGAGUAGAAAGAACAACAGAAUUAAUCGAACAAAUGAAAGUGAAAAGCCCUAAAAAGCGAGAGCUUGAUGACGACGAAGGGUAUUACAAUAACAAGAGAUUUAAGACCGGUGCUGAAAGUGAUGAAAAUCCAAUUGUACGUAGGAAUUUACUACUAUCCGCUAAGAUUUCUAUGUUUAAAGAUGCGAAUAAUAUUAAUAUUGAGCUGAGCUGGAACGAUGGACAUGGAAAUCGUGAUGUUUUACAUCAAAUUCUCCAGUAUUUGAAGAAUAAUUUAAAAUUAUAAAUACUAUGGAAACGAAUAGUUUAAUUUUUAUUGAUUUGUAAUCAUUAGUUCUAUUUUUGUAAGAAUAAACGUUAUGUUUCUUAUUAUUAACAGGAAAA
Molecule: messenger RNA, 1827 nt
Organism: Dalotia coriaria
Lineage: Eukaryota; Metazoa; Arthropoda; Insecta; Coleoptera; Staphylinidae
Product: U6 small nuclear RNA (adenine-(43)-N(6))-methyltransferase
Exons: 4
Coding region: 167-1729 (520 amino acids)
Biological process (GO): rRNA base methylation
Cellular component (GO): nucleus
Molecular function (GO): 23S rRNA (adenine(1618)-N(6))-methyltransferase activity
Source: RefSeq, a predicted model, not a curated record